CCCGUCCAGCCUACCCCAUUCGCUGCCUCCCUCGCGCCUGCUCCGUAAAAACUGUACGUUUCACCAUGUCGGCCCUGCCGGGGGUUGCUCUGGUCCAGCUGACGACGCCGGGGAGUCGACGCGCCUUCAGUUGUUCGCACGGUAUGGCGGAACGGACGCUCGAGGGCGCACUCGGUCUCACGAGGUCUCACCAGUCUCACUCCAGAUCCUGACUUCAAUUCAAUGCCCAACCGCGGCACCCGAUCUGAAUGCUAGCACAGGCCGUUGGCCAUCCAGCCUUCCUUUUCCAAGCUGCAUCUCCACAUUCUGCGCAUCUGAAUGCUCUAUCGCCUCAUCCACCAUGGUAGCAGUUGGGCGCACGCCCGCGCUCGUCGCCGGCUUGCUCUCGCUCACGGCCAUCUCCCUCCUCUUACUUACGCACUAUGAGAGCGUCCCCAGCGUCGUCCUCAAUCCCUUCUUCGCGCCUGAUUCCUUCCAUGUCUCAGGCGACCGCGAGUGUGUCGCCGAUAUCGCGCCGCUGCGCGACACCUUCGCCAGCAACUGGGGCGUGCCGCUGCGCACGUCGCUUGUGCGCGCCGGCACGGGCGCCCGCGUCCGCCGCGCCAUGGAGCGCCUGCGCAAAGAGCGGCGGAUUACAAUCGGCGUCCUCGGUGGAUCGAUCACCUUCGGGCACGGCUUGCAUAAUGAGGACAAGCGGUACGCGCAGCUCGUGCAGGAAGGGCUGGCAGCGGCCUUCCCCGACGCCGAGAUCGUCGUCCAGAACGGCGCGGUACCGGCCACCGGCACAGACUACUUCGCCGCGUGCUACAAGCAUCACGUUCCAGCCGACGCGGAUCUCUUCAUCCUCGAGGGCGCCGUCAACGAUCUCAUGGUGCAGGCGAAUACGGACGCGUCUGUGCACCAGGAUGUGAUCACGGACACAGAAACGCUCGUGCGCGAGCUUCUCAAGGGCGGCGCGGCCGUCAUGAUGCUCUCGACGUGGGGCAUGACGAACGGGUACAUGAACGGCGCGGACCAGCACUCGACCGUGGCCGAGUACUAUGACGUGCCCCGUAUCUCGACGCGCGCCGCGCUGUAUCAGUACAUCCAGGCGCACCCCGAUGCGGCCGAGGAAAUCUUCGUGCACGGCGACUUGGGGCACUACAACGCCCAUGGGCAUCGCUUCAUGGCGGAGGCCAUCCUUGACCACCUCCUCGAGCAGGCGUGCAAGCCGUCGUACACGCCGCCAUACGCUGCCCUGCACGGCGCUGAGCUUUCGGCGCAACUCGACCCGUUCGCGCUGCCGCCUCUCCGCAUCCGUCAGCGGCUAGGUGACCCGCCUCUCGCGGACCCCGACGCAUUCUGCAAGUCAAGCAAUGUACAGCUGCCCGACGGGACUUGGCAGCUGGAGGGCGAGACAGUGGAGGGUCACCCGCCAUUUGAGAAGAUCGUGUGGCACGACAAGCACUACUGGGCGGCUGAGGAGAUUGGCGCACGGGUAAUCUUCCCAGAUGUCGAGGUCAGCGGCGGAUUUCUUGGCCUUUACUACCUCCGCAGCGGUAGCAUGGGCCUCGGCAACCUCCGGUGUUGGGCGGAUGGGAAUGAGGGCGCUGCGAAGCUCCUCAUCGGGCACUGGGGCUAUGUGAGCGUCGGGAGCGUGGGCGCCGUCGCGACGGGCCUCGCACCGGGUAAGCACACCCUCACGUGCGAGGUAGACAAGACGACCCACGCCCAGCCCGGCGACCAUGUCGAGGGGAGCAUGCACAAGACGCGCAUCAUUGCAGUGAUUGCGUCGUAGGCGGCGCGGUCGGGGGUGCAUUGGGAACUUUGGUGUAUAGGGAUGUAUGUUGUGUCCAAGAUA
Cutaneotrichosporon oleaginosum is the source of this 1840-nucleotide messenger RNA. RefSeq lists its product as uncharacterized. The record is from RefSeq and is a predicted model, not a curated record. NCBI's taxonomy places the organism in Eukaryota, Fungi, Basidiomycota, Tremellomycetes, Trichosporonales, Trichosporonaceae.